UACUGAAAAUAUGCGUUAACGGAGAUGCAACUCUGUUAUACACGUGACAAACGACGCCAUCUAUUCAGUGUGAAGCUCGAACCUCUACCUUUCGCAGACGAACGUCAUUUGUUUUGAGUGUCGGUGUUUUUUGGGUUAAUAAGGAAAAUGGAUAAAAUUAAAAUACAAUGCAGAGCGUGCAUGACCUUGACAGCUCGAGAGUAUAUUGAUAUGCAGUCGAUAUUUACUGAUGAACUCAGUUAUUAUGACGUAUUUGCAUUUGUAACGCAGCUAAAUGUAAAAUCUGGUGAUGGGUCGGUGACAAUGUUAUGUCAAAAUUGCGCAAAUAACGUAAAGAAUAUCUAUACAUUUCUAACUGAGGCACAUUACUCCGAUAUAGAAUUUCGUGGAAAAAUGGAAUCAGAGGGCAAGUCAGAGAAUAAGCAGACUAAAUGGUUCAUGAAUGAGUUUCGUAAAAAAAGUGCAGAAAAGGAAGGUGCUGAAAACAGUGUAAAUAUUGUCGAAGCAAGAGCAACUUCGUCAAGACUUGAUCUAGGAAAUAUUUGUGAAGAAAUGCUAUGCGAAGAUGCUUUUCUAAGCAAAGUUACACCAACUAAGGGAGAUUAUUCUUUGCCUAAAAAGUUGAACAAGUAAACGUUUGAAAAGUUCGUAUCAUUGAGCUCAACAAUAAAUUUUUCCGAGUUCCAAAAUCCAAAAAGUUUGUAAAUCUACACAAAAAAGUGAGAGAAAAAUUGUAUGAAACUUGUCAAUAUCUAGUCUGUGUAGUCUUCAUGCAACUUGAUUUGUAAUGAUAGUUUCUGUUUAUU
Teleopsis dalmanni is the source of this 806-nucleotide messenger RNA. RefSeq lists its product as uncharacterized. NCBI's taxonomy places the organism in Eukaryota, Metazoa, Arthropoda, Insecta, Diptera, Diopsidae. Gene Ontology annotation, molecular function: zinc ion binding. The coding region runs from base 148 to 633 and encodes 161 amino acids. The transcript is spliced from 2 exons. The record is from RefSeq and is a predicted model, not a curated record. Gene Ontology annotation, cellular component: nucleus.